GUGGGAGAAGGUGGCCGGUGCGCGGGGCGGGGGGGCCGUGUUGUGUGUGUGUGUGUGUGUGUGUGUCUGUGUGUGUCUGUGUGUGUGAGGGAGCGCUGAGUGCGCGGCCGCCGCCGCCGUGAGGUGCGCGGCCAGCCCCGCGUUCGCCAUUACGAGUUGGCCACACGCUUGCGAGAGCCGGGGCUGCCGCCGGCGCGGAUCGCCCGCGGGCGCGGCGCGCAGUGUAAAUAAAGCCCUGCCUCCCGCCCCGCUGGCUGCCGCCGCCGCGCAGUGCUUCUGCUCCGCGCUUUGCUGGCAGGAGCGUGUAACCCAGGUGAAGGCAGAGAAGGGAGGGUUGUUUUUAUGAAUGGGACUCUUUGAGGUUAAUUAGGCUGAUUGGAGUCCAGAUCCCGAGGAAAUCUCCAGAUCAAAUGCCCAGUAAAUAAAAACACUGAGCUAAGACUCGUGGAAGAGCUGCAGAAUGGAUGGAUUUUAUGACCAGCAAGUGCCUUACAUGGUCACCAAUAAUCCGCGUGGGAGAAACUGUAAUGAGAGACCGACAAAUGUCAGGAAAAGAAAAUUCAUUAACAGAGACCUGGCUCAUGAUUCAGAAGAACUCUUUCAAGAUCUGAGCCAAUUACAGGAGACAUGGCUUGCAGAAGCUCAGGUACCUGACAAUGAUGAGCAGUUUGUGCCAGACUAUCAGGCUGAAAGUUUGGCUUUUCAUGGUCUCCCUGUGAAAAUCAAGAAGGAACCCCAUAGCCCAUGUUCAGAACUUGGCUCUGCUUGCAGUCAAGAGCAACCAUUCAAGUUCAGUUAUGGGGAAAAGUGCCUGUACAAUGUCAGUGCCUAUGAUCAGAAACCACAAGUGGGAAUGAGGCCCUCCAACCCACCAACGCCAUCCAGCACUCCCGUGUCACCGCUGCACCAUGCCUCCCCAAACUCCGCUCAGACUCCUAAACCUGACCGGGUUUUCCCUACCCACCUUCCUCCAUCCCAGUCCAUUCAAGACAACAGCUUCCCUAUGGAUCACAGAUUUCGCCGCCAGCUCUCUGAACCUUGCAAUUCUUUCCCACCUUUGCCUGCAAUGCCAAGGGAAGGACGUCCAAUUUAUCAGCGUCAGAUGUCUGAACCAAACAUUCCUUUCCCACCUCAAGGUUUUAAGCAGGAGUACCACGAUCCAGUUUAUGAACACAACGCUAUGGUUGGAAGUGCAGCCAGUCAAAAUUUCCCCCCUCCUCUGAUGAUUAAACAGGAACCUAGGGAUUUUGCAUAUGAUUCAGAAGUGCCUAGCUGCCAUUCCAUUUACAUGAGGCAAGAAGGCUUCCUGGCUCACCCAAACAGAACAGAAGGCUGUAUGUAUGAAAAGGGACCUAGGCAGUUUUAUGAUGACACUUGCGUUGUUCCAGAGAAGUUUGACGGCGAUGUCAAACAGGAGCCAGGCAUGUAUCGCGAAGGACCCACGUAUCAACGGCGAGGCUCGCUUCAGCUCUGGCAGUUCUUGGUAGCUCUUCUUGACGACCCAUCAAACUCUCACUUCAUAGCAUGGACUGGCCGAGGCAUGGAGUUCAAACUGAUUGAGCCAGAAGAGGUGGCACGUCGCUGGGGGAUUCAGAAAAACAGGCCAGCUAUGAACUAUGAUAAACUUAGCCGAUCGCUUCGCUACUAUUAUGAAAAGGGAAUCAUGCAAAAGGUGGCUGGAGAAAGAUACGUCUACAAGUUUGUUUGUGACCCUGAAGCGCUUUUCUCCAUGGCUUUUCCUGACAACCAGCGCCCCUUACUGAAGACUGACAUGGAGCGCCACAUCAAUGAGGAGGACACUGUGCCUCUGUCCCACUUUGAUGAGAGCAUGGUCUACAUGCAGGACGGAGGCUGCUGCAACACCCACCCCUAUAACGAAGGCUAUGUCUAUUAACAACAGUGACACUGAAGGGGUGUUUCCCCCUCCCUUAAGCUUCUCCUCUUUCCCAAGACCCAGAGGAAAGCUGAAUCGACUUCAGUUUGUUUUUUAAAUAGUACACUAAAAGGGGCUUUUCCUGUUGCAUUACUCCUAUGGUCUGCCAUGGACAGCGCACUUUAUUUGAAAGGGGAGGGUUGGAACCUAAACGUUAUUCUGUGUAAAGGAGGAAAAGGGUGGCUUUGCUUUUUACUUAAGUUUGGGAUGGGAACAUACAGUUUUAAGUAAAAAAAAAAAGCUAUAUCAUGUCUGUUUUGUUUCAUAUCAGCAUAAGAUAUUGUACAUUUUCUCUGGGUAUCCGUAGUACAGUUAAUUCUCAUUGUGCAAAAUAACCACUUUUGAUGAUGAUAUCAGCACAGCAUGCCUAGGGCAUUUGUUUCUUGCCAUUCUUAAUUGUCUUUCUGCAGUUAUAAAAGAGAAGCAAAGCGUAUACUACACCAUUUAAUUUAGAAGUUUCCAGUGGCAGAACUUGUUCCUUGCCUCUGAGAACAUCCAGAUAGUUUUUCUAACUUUUUUUAAUUUUUUUUUUUUUUGGGUAUGACCUCAAAAAUAAAAAAAAAUAAAUCCUAUUUAAUGAUAGACUGGCCAUAAGUACAGUGACCAAGCAGCGAAAUUCCUGACUUCAGACUGCAAGCUGCAUGCUGUAUCUGGUGCCACAUUGCUAUACAUAUAUGGCCCAUGCUAUGGCGUUGAUUUUUCAAGAUCCAUUUGAGGGUAGUAAUUACAUGGAGUAGGCUUUCUGAUGAUCAUGUCAGCAUUAAAUACAGGAUCAUGAUCAGGAGGGAGAAAACAUUUUGUAUCCUUCCAUUUCCUUUGGUACAUAAAUAAGUUAUUUAAUCAAUAGGAAUUAACUGUACUAAGUCACAUAUCUAAUUAUGCUGUUUAGACACAGCAAGCACUCCUUGAGAAAAAUAUCCAAUACACUAAAUAGGUACUUUAGUAAUUUUUAGACACAGUACCCAUUAAUAUGCAUUUAAGCCUUUUACUGCUGUGUUAUGUUGAUAACAUAUAUAAAUACUAGAUAAUGCUAAUGCUUCUGCUGCUGUCUUUUUCUGUAAUAUUCUCUUUGAUGCUGAAUUUACUAUGACCAUUUAUAAGCAAUGCUGUAACUACAGGUAGCAUUUCAGGACAAAAUAGAUGACUUGAACCAUUUAUUGCUUAGAAAAUAGCUUACGCCAUAGCUGUGCUAUAAGCAGCUUUUAUGCGCAUCCACAAAUGACUAGUAAGCUUCAGCUUGCUAAGGAAAGCUCUGCAGAACCUUUUGUAAUUUUCGGUGGAACAGAGACGAACUGUUAAAGAAUACCAUGAAGUUGCUGUAUGACGUUGUAGUGCUGGCACUGGUGUUACCAAUCAACUUGUUUUGGACACUAAAUGUAAAUGUGAUCGGAUAUGCUCGGAAGACAGUUUAAAUUUUGAGGGGUUUUUUUGGUUGUUUUGUUAUUUUUUCAAAUUGUUUUAUUUUUUUGAGAGGGGUUACCUUGAACACAAACCACACCUGCUAUUCUGUAUGUAAAACAAAAACAAAAAGUGGCAAAACCCCAAAAAUUUAAAAUAUUUAUGAGCACCUUUUUCAAAAUACAAUGAUUCAUAGUUUGAAGGGAUGGAAAGGGAGGUAAGAAUUUGAUUUCAUUUUUUGCCCAGUGAAAUUUAAAUAGUUGUUAUAUGAAGUACCUCAUUUUCCUAGAUUGUCAAGAAGUGGGAGAAAAAUAAAUACAUAACCAUGAAAAAACAAGAAUAAUUUUCAUCAUAAUGGAUGGAUUUCAAAGAGUCCUAGGCGGUGGGUUAAUCUUCCAUCCUGUCAGUUAAGACACUGCUUAAGUUAUGAAUAUUUUAAUACACAAUUAAUCAAAAAUAAAGAAGUAGUGGUCACUAGAAACCACAGUUGCAUAGAAAGCAUUUGGGCAGGUAAUUAAUUUAACCAGAUCCAUGAGACAACAUAUUUUACAACAUAUGCCUUAAUAUGCCAUCUAGUUCUGUCAUCCAUAGGUCUCAAUGGCACUUAAAUACUUGGUGAUCAACUGAGAAAAAGAAGUCUAAAAUUGCAGAACUAGCAAAAAGGAAAGGGAAAAUGUUGAGUAAUAUUGUUUAACAAAAUUGUGGUUUCCAUUGAAAUAAGGUUCAAAUGAAACAUGCUUUGAUGAAAAG
This is a messenger RNA of Poecile atricapillus (Black-capped chickadee), 4081 nucleotides long. It is a transcript of the gene ETV1, whose product is annotated as ETS variant transcription factor 1. The transcript is spliced from 13 exons. Gene Ontology annotation, cellular component: nucleus. NCBI's taxonomy places the organism in Eukaryota, Metazoa, Chordata, Aves, Passeriformes, Paridae. Bases 461 to 1894 code for a protein of 477 amino acids. Gene Ontology annotation, molecular function: DNA-binding transcription factor activity, RNA polymerase II-specific; sequence-specific DNA binding. The record is from RefSeq and is a predicted model, not a curated record. Gene Ontology annotation, biological process: regulation of transcription by RNA polymerase II; cell differentiation.